Messenger RNA from Adineta steineri, 1197 nucleotides. NCBI's taxonomy places the organism in Eukaryota, Metazoa, Rotifera, Eurotatoria, Adinetida, Adinetidae. The record is from the annotation of a GenBank genome assembly.
AUGUCUACUGAUUCAAUAACUACUGUUCUUAUUAUUGGUGGUGGAAUGGGAGGUUUAGCUUUAGCUCAAUUAUUAUUACAAAGUUCAUCUUCAGUUAAAGUAUUAGUAUUUGAACGUGAUGAAACUGAAAAAUCCCGUGAUCAAGGUUAUUGUAUUGGUAUUGAUUCAACAGGACUUGAUACAUUAGACAAAAUUCGAGUACUUGAUCAACUUUUAUCUGAUGAAUCCAAUGGAUAUUCUAGUAUAACAGGCUUUCGAAUGUGUAAUAGAUAUCUUCAAACCUUAUUUGAAUUCAAAGCACCUAAUCCUGAUCGUUUUAAAUUAAUUUAUCGAGAAGAUCUUCGAAAUGCUCUAUUAACAAAUAUUGAUGUUCAAUGGAAUAAACGCUUUACUUCAUAUAAAAUAUUAGAUGAUGGAAUUGAAGCUUAUUUUGAUGAUGGUACAUCUGUAUCUGGAACAAUUCUUAUUGGUUGUGAUGGAGCUAGAUCAUUAGUUCGUGCUCAACUUAUACCAGAUUUUCAACGAAAUGAUCUUCGUAUUAUUAAUAGUGCUGGUACUAUUGAACCAUAUGAUGAUAUGAAAAAAAUUCAUCAAAUAUCAAAAGAUAGUGGAGUACGAAUAUUUGGUAAACAAGGGCAUUCAAUGCUUGUAUUACCUUUUCGACAAUCAUGGAUAUGGGGUCUUUCAUGGCCAGAACAAGGAGAUCAUGAAGAAACAAAUGUUUCAACUGCUCAGUUAGUUGAUAAAAUUCGUCAACAUUUUAAUAACGAUGAACUUGUUCGUUUAGCCGAACGUACUUCACCAUCAUCAUACCUUGCUCCUUUUCGAAUGUAUUCAGCAUUAUGUUUAAAACAAAAUCCAUUUCCAAAUAAUCCUCAUGUUACAUUACUUGGUGAUGCUGCUCAUCCAAUGACUACACAGGCUGGAAAAGGUGCUAAUACAGCAUUUGCUGAUGCAUUAGAUCUUGCUGACGCACUGUUAAAUCCUUCAUCAUCAUCACUUUCAGAUUAUGAACAAAAAAUGUUUAAACGGGGGUUUGAAGCUGUUAAAGCGUCACUUGGUAUGACAAACAUGAUUCAUUUAACUGGUUGGAAAGGUUUAUUACGUGAUUGUAUAUUAUCGAUUAUUAGUUAUAUGAUGCCAUUGAUCAAUGUAAUUUCGAUGCCGUUGCGUUUAUUUAAAAAAAAACAUGAUUAA